CAGAUUUGGUGUUUGGCGAUGGCGGGCAGAGCGAGCCCUGUGACUCCUCUUCGCAAAUCAUCAGCUGCUGUUUCCAAAGGUUACGGUUUCGCUUCUUCAUGGGAGCAGAAUGCUCCUUUAACGGAGCAAGAAAAAGCAGCAGUGAUUGCACUUUCACACGCAGUCACAGAGCGACCCUUUCCAUCGAAUGUGUCACAAGAGCAGAUUGUAAAGCAGGAAAAUAGCACAUCAGUUUACACAAAGGACAAUUCGUUGGAAACUCCAUGGCCCAUAGAAGCAGUUUUGGUUAAUAGUCAUCAGUUCUAUAAAUGGUUCACUAGUCUCGAAUCAGCUAUGAAAUCAGAGACUGAGGAGAAGUAUCGGCAGUAUGUCAACACCUUGACAGAACGUAUACAAACAUGUGAUGGAAUUCUUUCUCAAGUCGAUGACACAUUGAGUUUGUUUGAUGAUCUACAACUGCAGCAUCAGGCCGUUGCAACAAAGACUAAGACCUUGCAUGAUGCAUGCGAACGACUAGUUAUGGAAAAGGAGAGGUUGGUUCAGUUUGCAGAAGCUCUUCGUAGCAAGCUUAACUAUUUUGAUGAAUUGGAGAACGUCGCUACAAAUUUUUACUCGACAAACAUGAAUGUCGGAAGUGGACAUUUCCUUCCUUUAUUGAAACGACUUGAUGAGUGCAUUUCGUAUGUGGAAAGCAAUCCACAAUAUGCUGAAUCUAGUGUUUACUUGGUGAAAUUUCGGCAACUCCAGUCUCGAGCGUUGGGUAUGGUACGGUCUCAUGUGGUUUCUGUUCUUAAAAGUGCUGCUUCCCAGGUAAACAUAGCCCUUCGGGAUAGUGGCCAUGGUAAAUCUGCUCUUUCUGAGGGUGUGGAAGCCUCCGUUCUUUAUGUGCGAUUUAAGGCUGCUGCUAGUGAGCUGAAAGCUGUGCUGGAGGAAAUUGAAAGCAGGUCUUCUAGGAAAGAAUAUGCACAAGCUCUUGCAGAAUGCCACCGUUUAUAUUGUGAACAACGUCUUUCGUUGGUAAAGGGAAUUGUGCAGCAACGGAUCUUUGAGUUUGCCAAGAAAGAGAUGCUGCCUUCGUUGACGAGAUCUGGAUGUGCAUAUUUAAUGCAGGUUUGCCAGCUUGAACACCAGCUCUUUGACCAUUUCUUUCCAUCUUCAUCUGCGGAUGUUGCAAACUUGGCUCCAUUGAUAGAUCCGUUGUGCACUUAUUUGUAUGAUAUUCUUCGCCCCAAGCUCAUUCAUGAGUUGAAUCUUGAUUUCCUUUGUGAGCUUAUUGAUAUUCUCAAAGUCGAAGUCUUGGGGGAACAACUUGGAAGACGAGGCGAAUCAGUUGCAGGAUUACGCCCUACUGUAGAUAGAAUUCUAGCAGAUGUCCAUGAGCGAUUGACAUUUCGUGCUCAAACAUAUGUUCGUGAUGAGCUAAUUGGUGGAGCCAACAUGGGUGUAGUUCUCCAAAUUUACAAAAGUUGGCCAUUCGGAUCUUAUAACCUAGCCACUUUCUCGUUUGGUUGUGUGCGCAAUUGGAGCACUUUUGAAGGGGCAAGGAUUCAUAUAAAGAAAAGGAGCAGGCUUGAAUCAAAGAGGCUCAAUGACUUAGUCUAUGUCAAGUAUAAUCGAUUCUUGAAGGACAGGUUUGCUAAGAGAGAUAAGAGAGACCCCCUCAGAUCAAAAAAUAUGGACAAUGCUAUGGAGUGGUUAGUUGAUGAGGAUGAGGUCGAGGGGCAUGAAGGAUUGACAUGGGACAUGGUCAUGGAUGCUUCAGAGACAUCAGCGGACCCUAGGGCCAUUAGAUCUUUAAUUCAGAGGACGAGGGUAGAGGAAGAGGAGGAUGAAGAGGCAGUUUCAAAAGAGACGGAGGAGGACAACCAAUAUGUUGAGAUUGCAAAUUAUCUUCCAUUUGAUGAUGACCUGGACUACCCUGCAAAGCUAGAACGAGCUGCUGAAACUAGAUCAAGCACUAAUGCUGAUGAAAACUCUGACAUUUUCAAAACAUGGUAUCCACCAUUGGAGAAAACCCUCUCUUGUCUGUCAAAGCUUUAUCGCUGUUUAGAACCCCCUGUCUUUACUGGUUUAGCGCAGGAUACUGUUGAAGUUUGCUCGACAUCUCUCCAGAAAGCAAGCAAACUCGUUGCAAAGAGAUCAUCCCCAAUGGAUGGGCAGCUCUUUCUAAUCAAACAUCUCCUUAUUUUAAGGGAACAAAUUGCACCUUUUGAUAUUGAAUUCUCCGUGACUCACAAGGAGCUCGAUUUCUCUCAUUUAUUGGAGCAUUUAAGGCGGAUACUUAGGGGUCAAGCUUCACUAUUUGACUGGACAAGGUCAACUUCAUUGGCAAGAACUUUGUCACCGCGUGUUUUGGAGAGUCAGAUAGAUGCUAAGAAGGAGCUGGAGAAAAGCCUCACUGCUUGCUGUGAAGAAUUCAUCAUGUCAGUCACAAAGUUGGUUGUGGAGCCUAUGCUUUCUUUUGUUACAAAGGUUACUGCAGUGAAAGUUGCAUUAUCCUCUGGUGCCCAAGACCAGAAACUCAAUUCAGUUUUGGCGAAACCUCUCAAGGAUCAAGCAUUUGCUACACCUGAAAAAGUAGCAGAGCUUGUGAAGAAGGUUGACACUGCCAUUCAACAAGAAUUGCCAAAAGUCAUUGCGAAAAUGAAGCUUUAUUUGCAGAAUCCUUCAUCGCGUACUAUUUUGUAUAAAUCAAUCAAGACAAAUAUAGCGGAGGCUCAGUUACAAGUACAUUCCCUUAUAAAAUCCGAAUAUUCCGCAGAAGAAAUGGCGAGCAUAGGUAUGCUUCCUGUGCAAGACUUGCAAGCUCUACUUGACAGUCUUUUGUAGAUUGUGUAGAUAUAACGGCUGCAAUUUUCCUCAUAUUCUGGUAUUCUUUUCCUUUUCUGUUCCUGUAAUUUUUUUCUCGGAGACCUUGAGCAAUGAUAUAGCAAUAGUUAAUUAAUAUAAUUUGUUCAAUUCCUUUAUAUCUGACUUAAGAUUCUGUAUCUUACUUUCGAUGUAUCAAGCAUAACUUUCUAAUAUAAUCUUGUCAUUGAAUUC
This is a messenger RNA of Amborella trichopoda, 3042 nucleotides long. The record is from RefSeq and is a predicted model, not a curated record. NCBI's taxonomy places the organism in Eukaryota, Viridiplantae, Streptophyta, Magnoliopsida, Amborellales, Amborellaceae.